GGGUUGUUUAAAAGGGGCCUUAAAGCCAAACAUUCGGCCAAAGCAAAUAAAGAAAAGAACCCUAAAGUUCUUGCGCCUCUCAGCCACCAUUUCCUUUUCACAAAUGAUGAAUGGCGAUCCGAGGGUGUCCCUUUGCCUUCUCAUUUCAAUCCUAGCACCAUGGUCUGUUAAUUUCAGCCUCGAAACCUCCUCAAACUUCGAUGCCGGCGAAGACGAGGGAUUUCGGUGGCUUUUACACGAAGGUACGGGAGUGUGUGCUGGCGUACGGGGUGCGGGCGUGGCGCCAGGAGGAGUGUACGGAGCGAUGCGCUGGGGUACGGAGGCCAGGGGUUGCUGCAGCGCAAGGAAUGGGGAUGACUUAGGGUUUCUGAAACCUGUUAAGGAGAUGGGCUUAUUGGGCCUGUUCUUGUAGUUGGGCUAUCGUAGUAAUUUUGGACUGUUAAUAAUAUUUAUUGGGCUUUGAUUUUUUGUUAUUUUUGUUGUUUUUGUGUUGUAACGGGCCGGGCAAAUUUGGCCUACUACAAUACGAAUAAAAAUGUGUACAAAUGACAAAAAUAUUAAUGUUGUGAUUAAUUAUCCUUAGUUGCUCAUUUUUGAAA
Molecule: messenger RNA, 599 nt
Organism: Gossypium arboreum
Lineage: Eukaryota; Viridiplantae; Streptophyta; Magnoliopsida; Malvales; Malvaceae
Exons: 2
Coding region: 104-412 (102 amino acids)
Source: RefSeq, a predicted model, not a curated record